This is a messenger RNA of Armigeres subalbatus, 12391 nucleotides long. Its product is annotated as teneurin-a-like. Lineage: Eukaryota; Metazoa; Arthropoda; Insecta; Diptera; Culicidae. Gene Ontology annotation, biological process: motor neuron axon guidance. The transcript is spliced from 9 exons. The coding region runs from base 33 to 5999 and encodes 1988 amino acids. The record is from RefSeq and is a predicted model, not a curated record.
UGGAUGAAUAUAGUGAAAGCCGUGUGUCUGUAAUGAGAGGCCAAGUAGUGACGCCGCAGGGUCUUGGCAUUAUUGGGAUUCGCGUAUCAGUUGACCGUGAUUCGAGAUUCGGAUUCACAUUAACGCGGCAAGGUGGAUGGUUCGAUGUUUUGGUAAACGGAGGUGGAGCCGUAACAUUGCAAUUUCAAAGAUCACCUUUUCGUCCAUUAACACGCACUGUUUUUGUGCCAUGGAAUCAGAUUGUAGUGCUUCCACCUGUACAAAUGCAAAUCAGUGACGAGGAUGACCAGUCUCGAUUAGCGAUCAAACCAAUUCCAGCAAAUCCAGCUUACAGCUUUCUUAGUACAUCACAGUAUCGAUUUUUAGAAGAUAACCCAUCGCCAGUGGCAAUAUGUCUCGAGCAUGAUCACGAGUUGCUGAGACCUCAACUUACCAGCACAUGGAUGCCCAAUGGUGUGGGAUCUGUUCCAGGGAAGAGCAUAAUUUUUGCAGAAACUCAGAUCGUACAAGAAUCUAUACAGAUCCCAGGUUCCGACUUACAUCUUACAUAUCAAACGUCACAGGCAUCAGGAUACAAAAGUAUAGUGCGUAUGCAGUUAACACAUGAAAAAAUACCAGAAACCCUCACCCAUGUGCAUAUAGGAGUACAGAUAGAAGGAUCUCUACAUGUUAAAACAUAUGAAGCCGACCCCAACUUGAGCUACAUUUUUGCGUGGAACAAAAGGAACGUUUACAAACAAAAAGUCUAUGGAACUGCAGUGGCCAGGAUUUCCAUAGGCUAUCAGCAUUCAACAUGUAAGGACAUUGUUUGGGAAACUCAAACGGCUAAACUGCAAGGGUUUGAGGUUGAUAUAUCAGACAUUGGCGGAUGGGGGUUGGAUGUACACCACCAUUAUAAUUUUCAUGAAGGCAUCUUGCAAAAGGGAGACGGAACAACGUUACAUUUCAAAGAGUAUCCCAGGAUCGUUAAGCAGGUAAUGGGCGAUGGUCAACAACGUCAAUUGAGCUGUAAGGAGCAUUGCAAUGGUCUGUCCAAGCAUGCUAGACUGCUGACGCCAGUCGCUCUUACAUCCGGCCCCGAUGGAAGUCUUUAUGUUGGAGAUUUUAACCUUGUACGACGUAUAACUACAAACGGCAGUGUGUUCACCGUUCUUGAACUAGAAACAACUCAGGUGGCUUACCAGUAUUAUUUGAGUGUUUCGCCGGCAGAUGGCCAUCUUUAUAUUUCUGACCCAGAAAAACACAAAAUUUUGAGAGUUGUGCAACAUGAGAAUGUUCCCGACCCUACAGCUAACAGUGAUGUAGUCGUUGGAAGUGGUCAACGUUGUAUUCCUGGCGAUGAAGAAAACUGUGGCGAUGGAGGGCCAGCUAAACAAGCACGAUUAUCUCACCCGAAAGGAAUUGCCAUUGCAGCCGAUAAAACAAUGUACAUAGCUGAUGGAACCAACAUAAGAGCAGUGGACCCGAAAGGAAUUAUUCAUACUUUGAUAGGACACCACGGACAUCAUAACCAUUGGAGUCCGGCGCCAUGUCGUGGAGCACUGCUUGCAACUAGAGCUCAACUGCAAUGGCCAACGGGUCUUGCGCUCAAUCCACUUGAUGGUUCACUCCAUUUUAUUGACGAUCGACUAGUGCUGAAACUAACUGCCGACAUGAAAAUAAAAGUGGUGGCCGGCGUCCCACUGCAUUGUAAUGGCAAUGAUGAACACAAUAGGACAAAUUCAGAUGAUGUGCUAGGCACGGUGGUGGCAAUGGCCUUUGCUCCUUCCGGCGAUCUCUACGUCGCUGACACGGAUUCUCGGAGAAUAAAUACAAUACGUGUGGUUGAUUCUACUGGAAAUAUGCGUACCUUUGCUGGUAGAUUGGAGAACGGGAUGCAAACAUGUGAAUGCAACAACGGUAACAAUAGUACUUAUCAGAACAGCAAUAGCGAUAAACAUAGCACAAUAACACCAGUAAUGAUGAAUCCUACUGGUGGGUCUACCUUGCCUCAAAAUCCCUCAGUUAUGAUGAUGAUGACUGGAUGCUCGUGUAAUUAUGGAAACAGCUAUGUCCCCGCCAUAAAUAUCAACAAGAACCGAAAAGAAGACCUGUCUGCAGUGCAAUCAGAAACGGUUUUAUCUUCCAACGUCAAAUUCCAAGCAGUAUCAGCGAUUGCCAUUGCACAAGAUGGAUUCAUUAACAUAGCAGAUCAGGGCUCACUUCGUAUCGUGACACUUCAACACUAUCUGCCUCAACACGAUACAAAUGGAGAGUUUCAAAUACCUUACACACCGACAAACGAAAUGUAUGUGUUCAACCGCUAUGGACAACAUGUCGCUACAAAGGAUUUGUCUUCUGGAAGAACGCGAUACUCAUUUUUAUAUUCCAAGAAUACAAGUUUCGGCAAGCUUUCGACGGUUACCGACAGCUCAGGUAACAAGAUACAGUUUUUGCGAGACUACAGUAACGUUGUUAGUUCAAUCGAAAAUUCGCAAGAUCACAAGUCCGAGUUGAAAAUUUCUUCCAACGGAAUGCUGACGAAAAUUAUUGAACGAAAAGGAAAGUCAGAGCUUCAGUUUGAUUACGACAGUAAUAGCGGUUUGCUCCUCAGUCGGACCGGGAAUGGCGAAACGUUCAUAUAUCAGUACGAUGAAUAUGGCCGUGUAACAAAGGCCAUAUUACCUAGCGGAGAAGCCUUCGUAGUAACAACAGUAUUGGGUGACAAGAAUGAUGACUUGGGAGUACAGAUUAACGAGAGCAUUCACUCGCACUUUGCCCAAGAACCUGCGUCGCCAACAGUAUUCUGCUUGACCAGUGGUAUCAAAAAUGCUGUCAUCGCGAAAGACACCGAGAAAAUGAAUGCUAAAAUAAGUCAUAUUAAUAGUACACUAACAAUUACACGCACCGAUGGAAUCAUUAUAGAAUCGUCCGCCGUAGCUGCACAUCCAUACUUAGAAAAAAUAAUGCCAAUCGAAGCGGAGAUGUUGCCAAUGUGGUCUCAUCAGACAGUAAAAAUGGGCGAAAAUUUAAUCAAUUCGAUGUACUCCAAGUAUCACUACAUAACUAAGGAAAAUAAUCGUGUACCUCGGCAAAGAUUCAGCCGUGAAAUUUAUGUAAACAACACCCGAGCAAUUCAAAUUGACUACGAUCAGUUACAGAACAGAGAAACAUUUUUGAACAAAUACGACGAGAUUAUUCUGACAGUAUUAUACGAUCAAUCUGGUUUGCCUAUCUCAUAUUACCCUGGCGGAGAAAAUAGUCAUUUUAAUCCUCUUAACAUAACGUAUGAUCGUUUCAAUCGUGUUGAAGGUUGGCAAUGGGGGCCAGCCGAGAUGAAGUAUAAUUAUGAUAUGAACGGCUUGCUUUCAGAAGUGACCAGUCAACAAGAUGGCAUCAUACUUUACUCUUACAACGAAUUGAACUUAUUGUCAGAAAUUUCGCUAGGAAGUCAACGCAAAUUUAAACUAUCCUACGACGGUAGUGGAGGUUUACGUCACAUCACUCUACCAAGUGGUACCAAACAUUCCUUCAGCUUCCAGCCUUCUAUCGGUUUCGUGAGAUUCACCUAUACCCCACCUGGUAACAAUAAGCCAUACCUUCAACACUAUUCCUAUUCUGGUGCACUUUUGCAAACCAUAUAUCCUGGUGAUGGAGCACGAGUUAUCUAUCGUUAUAACGCUGCUAAUCUUGUGUCGGAGAUAGUUCACGGUGACGGUCGUAGCGAGUUUAGUUACACGGCAACUUCCAGUAUGCCAUCGGCCGUCGUACACACAGAACGAGAUUUAGAAUACCGUUGGGACUUUGAUUACGUCGGAGGUUUGCUAAUGGAAGAAAGAAUAGAUUUCUCUGCUAAAACAGGACUAUCGAACGCCAAAUUCAGCUAUGAAUACGACAACCAUUUCCGUUUAAUAUCAAUUCAAGGGCGAAUUGGGGGACAAAACCUACAAAAUCAAAUUCUGGAAUACAGUGAAAAAACUGGUAGCUUAUCUCAGAUAGGGCCAUUCAAGGUAACUAAUAUAGCAGCCAACCAAACUACCGUUGGGGAUGGCACAGCUACUUUUUCCAGAACCAUUAAUGGCCGCUUCUUAGAAACGCUUAUCACGGUGAUGAUUCAUCGCAUGGCAGUAUUCCGAAUGGAGUUUACUCACGAUAUGCAUGGAAGGAUUUCUCAAACACGCACAUACACUCGCAACGUAGGUGUCAAUACAUACACAAACGUGAAAAACUACACCUGGGACUGCGAUGGGCAGUUGAUCGGCGUCGAAGCACAAGAACCUUGGGGAUUCCGAUACGAUGACAAUGGAAACAUGCUCUCGCUAACGUACAGAGGUAAUACGAUUCCAAUGGAGUACAGUAGUACGGAUCGAAUUUUGAAGUUUGGCGAGGGUCCGUACAAAUACGAAGCACGUGGAUUGGUGGCACAAAAUGCCCGCGAAGAACGCUUCCACUACAACACACAAGGACUCCUGAUAAGGGCAACUAAGCGGGGACGUUUCGAUGUGCGCUACUAUUACGAUCACCUGAAUCGAAUGAUUACCCGAAAGGAUAACUUCGGAAAUGUUACUCAAUUUUUCUAUAACAAUCAAGACCGGCUAAAUGAAGUAAGCCAAAUCUACUCCCCCCGGGAUGGCAAGCUGAUGUCGCUUACUUACGACGACCGCGGUCAUUUGAUAUUCGCGCAGGUUUACCGACACAAGUAUUACAUAGCAACGGACCAGUGUGGUACGCCCGUAAUGAUGUUCAAUCAGUAUGGGGAAGGAAUUCGAGAGAUUAUGCGUUCUCCCUAUGGACAUAUCGUUUACGAUUCGAAUCCGUAUCUGUACAUGCCUAUUGACUUCUGUGGAGGAAUUUUAGAUCAGGUUACAUCUCUAGUUCACAUGCCAGACGGAAAAGUUUACGACCCUUUGAUCGGACAAUGGAUGACGCCCAAUCGGGAAAAUGUAGAUAAGCACAUAAACAACCCAACGCGACUACAUCUUUAUCGCUACAAUGGAAACGAUCCCAUCAACCGAGAUCACACUCGUGAUCAUCCCAGUAAUCAUCUGGAUUGGAUUAAGCUAUUAGGAUACAACAUACAGAGUCUGAUUCCACAAACCAACGACCGAUUAUAUUCACAGAACAAUCCUUGGAGUCGAACACACACGUCGUUAGUUACACCACAAAUAAUGCAACGCAUUCGUUAUCCAGACCCGGUUCUUAUAGAGUCUGGAUUUUUGUCAUAUCUCGCUAUGCGAAAAAUUAAAACAGCCCAAGAUCUAACCAAUCCUCCCAGAUCCGCCCUGAAGUCCGAUGCUUUGAAUAUCAGCCCGCAUCGAAUCGGAGCAGCGUCGGAUCCUCCAUUUGGGAAAGGAAUUAUUGUGUCGCGUACGCUUGAAGGUCAGGCGAUUGUCUCCAGUGUUCCCGCUGCUAAUCCAAUCUAUCGUGAUGUCUACACGUCAGUGUUCAACCGAACACGAUUACUACCGUUCACAUUUGUUGUACAUAAUUCCCUCCAGGACGCUUUCUUCUUCGUGAAAGAAGACUCGUGGCGAUCUGCUGAGGAUCGCCAGCAACUUAAACGAUUGCAAGGACAAGUCAACACAACAUUCCAUGAAGGAUCACGUGAGAAUGGCAGCGGAAACAAUCAACUGGACGUUAAACUUCACAUACAAAACGCCAUAAUCAAUCUGAAGUAUGGCACCACAGCUGAGAAAGAACAUCAGCGGCUCAUGCACCAUGCAAAACUACAAGCCGUUAGAAAAGCUUGGCAUCGCGAAAAAGAGCUUCUGCGAGUAGGACUUAUCAGUAGUUACGACUGGACGCAGCAAGAAACGGACGAUAUAAUCAAGAACGGUUACGCCAAUCUCUACGAAGGCGAAUACAUUCAUGACAUCGUCCAGUACCCUGAGCUGCUGGAGGAUCCUUUCAAUAUAAGGUUUGUAAAAAAGAAAACAAACCAAUCACGAAAAAGGAAACGAAGAGAGAUUUCACCCGAAAGUAAUUUAUCUGCCAUUCUAUGUAUUGACAAGAAUUGUUAGCAAACAUCAAAUUGUGGAACUUAGACCUCGUUGAACAUUCUUAACAUAGGAUAAGGCUAGUAGGUAAAGUAUACUGGAAAUGAUUGUAUAACCAACAAGAGUUUUGGAGAAGAAAAGUCAUACUGAGGAGCGAUAUUCAUCCCAAUUUUAUUCUUUCUCUACGAAACACGUUUUGCGAUCAAAUAACGGUUUUGAAUACCAAGUGAAAGUUGCAAGCUAACUUUGACAUAAUGGAUAAACUGAAAAUGCACGAUUUUAAUUCGUUUAUUUAGCUCUGAACACCGCAAAUGGAGCCGAGGUGCAAAAUCUUGAAUGAUUAUUCGCGAGUAAUUUCGUUCAUUAUUAGGUCGUCGACUUAAGUUUCAUUUCGACUAGGUUUACCUUUACUUUGCUAGUCUUUUCUUCUUCUUCUUCAUUGGCAUUACAUCCCCACUGGGACAUUGCCGCCUCGCAGCUAGACCAGCACCGGGAAUCGAACCCAGCCUCCCUCAGCAUGGUCUAGUACCGCACGGCUUUGCUAGUUUAUAAUCCAGAAUAUGCUUGUAGUACCAGUUUUUUAUAGUUACGGUAAAAAAAAACCAAACGACAUUUGUUUCCACAACCACUACUCCUAAGCAGUAUUGGUAAAAUAUCUCAAUCACAAACCUAUGUCCUGUGUACGAACAAAUUCGUUUGAGAUUUCAUAAGAAGAAACGUCGCGCUAGAGUAUUUUUUUUAUAUAUAAUACCGCAUCGUUUCACUUAUUUGAGAAAAAUCAAUUCGCCCCGAAAGUCGUUCAAAAUCAAUCGGGGUGAAAUUUGUUUUUACAUGCAAGAAUAUCCUUUGUGCUAUGUAGCGUUUUCUAAUUAUAAACCACAAAAAAUCCUGUGAUUCGCACAUAAUUUAAAUCUUACAUGAGUUGUGAGAUCCAAAGAUCAAACUCGAAUCCAAAUACUAUGAUGUACUCCAAAUCAGCCGAGCUGCCCAAUUCUGAUGGUACAUUUGGGAUAUCUUUCUUGCCUUCGCCUUCGUUUUUGUUCAAAUAUUAGGUCCAAAUGGAUUUUACCCAAUUAGUCACCCAACCCGAUCACGCGAGCACUGACCCUGAAGUGAUGACUCCUGGGCAUCUAAUUAUUGACAGACCCUUAACAGCCAUUCGUAUUCCAAUAUCUGAGAUAGCAUUUUUCUCAUGAGUAUUUGGCAGAGCUUUAGUUCGAGGCAAAGUGGACUAAACAGGUAAAAGUGGCUAUUAGUAUUGUCGUCCUCUUGAAGGAAGAUGAAAUCAACUCAACAGUGGUCGAGUAGUUUAAUUAGCUUUUUCAAAGAAAAUUAAAUCAAAACAGCAAUUUAGCGUUACGUGUUUGGUAUACUACACUUCAGCCAUCAUCAGACGCUAUUAGCUGGCAACUUUCCAGAUGUUCAGUCAGACAAACGGGGCUGACGGCUUAGUUCGCGUUGUGGACAUUUGCGUUGGUGAACAUGUCUACAAAAGACCGAUCCACAAACUUGUGCUACUAGCAGUCCGGACACGGCACACGACAAGGUCAACGGAACUACUUCCAUUCUGCCGAAAGAGUGUGUUCAGUUCCUCGUCAGCACACAUGGCUAUAACACAAACCAUCAUAAGCCACGCCCCAAGUGGUAUUUUGCGUUCGGCAAGUCAGACAGCGCGAGUAUAAAAUAGAGCUUCAUCGCGUGUUUCUUGUUAGUUCGUUUUGGUCCAUCGUACGUGAACAUCAUAAGAAGAAGAGAAGAAAACUAAAUUUCAAAACCAAAAAUCAUUUGCAUAGCAUAACUUGCGGCACUUGUAAGACAUUUCAAUGGUGGCGGCAGUUGCAUAUUCCGCCAGAGUGGAAUAUUGGCGACUCAAUUAACAGCAGAUUUUACAGUUACUGCUUUGGGACGCAAUAUACUUCGAUUUGCCCAUAUGGAAAAAUAUAUAGAAUUUUGGUAUAUAGUCGGUUGGGAAUGAUUGCUUUUAGGUUAAUAAACAUGCUUAGUUGCUUUACUAUUGAAUAUUUAACUAUGGUAGUUUAUUUGAACUAAUGUUUCGAGCAUAUUACCCGAAAUGCGAAGGUAUACCGAACAUAAAGUAUAUGCCAGAAGGAAUAAAGUAGGGAAAUGAUAAGAGUUUCAAAGGUAAUUGUUUCCCUCUUGUUUCAAAAUGCAUUUCAUUCGUAAUGUAUCCUUUCCUACAUAGCCAAAUCCUAUCAAUUAAACAUAAAACUCCGUAAGUCAAAAGUGCUUGAUAUCUAGCACAACUAUACACAUAAACACAAAAAGGUGAUUCGAGCUUUUGAGACUGUCGUCACGAGUUGUAGACAAAACAUUAGAAUUUAAGAGUAAUGAAACAAUAAAUGAGAAGUCACGGAUGCAUAAACAGAAACAGAUAUUUACCGAGAAAUGUAGAAAUCAGAAAGCGGAAAACCCACAAAAUAGAGGAAAUAUUUAGCAAAAAAUGUGAAAUCAUUCAUAUACCUAACAAACAAAAAUCCACUCAUACAAAACAAACAUUUGAUGCAAUUAAUGUUGUAUAAAUUAAUUGAACUGAACCAAAAAAUUCAAUUACAGUAAAAGAAGUUCAUUGAACAGUUUUACAUUAGAGUAUGUCUUUCAGAAUUUGAAUUUUUCCUUUGUUCUUAUCGUACUCCAAUGACUUCAAUCUCACACAGAUGACAAAUUUUACCUUAUCUCAAAUAUUUCGACAAUGAUCGCACGGUGUCUUGGUUCAAAGCAGCUCAUUGAAAAAACAUGAGUGUCUCCGAAAUUCUCUCUACGCAAAAGUAUAGGUUUUCCCUAUCACGUAAGUCCAAUUAUAAAAUGUUCUAUCGGGAUCAUUGUUCCAUACAUUUGGAGGAGUCCACUUGGCCAACAUUCAAGAUUUCCAUGGAGGUUCUAAGUCUAUUGAUAGAUCAUUUUUGUUCACCCAUGGCAUGAAGAAGGAGAACAUAUGUUGUCAUGUGAUGUGGUUUUCAGAGAUACUGAUGUUGUUUUCUAAUAUUGUAACAUGGAGACACCGUGAAUGACUAACUAUUGGCAAUCCAGAUGAAUGUUGAGACGAGACUGGCGCCGUUUUUAAUUAUUCAGUGCAAUGCCUUGCGCUCUUACUCUCUGUCUUCUUCUUCUUAUUGGCAUUACAUUCCCACACUGGGACAUUGCCGCCUCGCAGCUUAGUGUUCAUUAAGCACUUCCACAGUUAUUAACUGCGAGGUUUCUAAGCCAGUUUACCAUUUUUGCAUUCGUAUAUCAUGAGGCUAGCACGAUGAUACUUUUAUGCCCAGGGAAGUCGCGACAAUUUCCAAUCCGAAAAAUGCCUAGACCGGCACCGGGAAUCGAACCCAGCCACCCUCAGCAUGGUCUUGCUUUGUAGCCGCGCGUCUUACCGCACGACUAAGGAGGGUCCCAAUGUACUCUCUGUACAUUGAUGUUAAUUGCUAAGUCCAACACACAAUUAUUAAUACCCCGUGCAAUUUGGAUUGUUCUGAUCAAUCACGGAGUAACAACUAUAAAUAUACGGGCACCCAGUUUUAAAAAAAGAUAUAGAUCCCCCAGCGCCGGACACUUCUCAAAACGACACUUGCAGAGGUCCCUUCGCUAUUAUAUGUAGUACAAAAGAAAGCUAUUGAAAAGUCUUUUACCUACAUGGAAUAUCUGAUCCUCAUGUUGUAAACUUUGUGCAAAAUUUUAAAUUCAACAAACGCUCAACAUUUUAAUGUUUUGCCUUACUUUAGAAGGUUCAAAUCAUUUGAAUGCUUCUGAUUAUGCAGAGAUGGUUAAUAUUAGCCAUAUUUUAAUUAACGAUCACGAUUUGAUUCAUAUAUAAUGAUACGGUGCUGCAAAAUCAAUUUCUGUAUCCUGUAGCUGACUCCCAGGUCAGGAUAGUGAGAUUUUUCAUGUAACCAAUUAGCCAAGCCAUUGUUCAAAUCUGUUUUGUUGAACGCACUUUAAUUCAAUUAUUUCUUCUUGCUAAGGCUUGAUGCCAAAAAACCAAAAAGAAAUAAGUAGAAACAAAAAUUGAAGAUGACAUUGAAAAAGGAGGAAAUUUGGGGUAGGAUGUAAAAAAUGUAAUCGAGGUUCAUAUAAACUCUACUAACAUAUUUUAUUACAAAGAAAGUAAAAAAUAACUCCUUCCUAAAUGAUGUCUUUACUCAUGAAACAGGAAUUUGAUCAUAUUUGAACAUGAUGCAAUAGUGUCCGGUACUUGGGGACACUUUUAUGUACCGUGGCAUUUUUCACCCAAAUUCAUCAUCCAAAUCGUUGAAAAACGUGUUCAAAUGAUCACAUAUAGUUUGUAUGAAUCAUCAAUGAUCAUAUUUUGUGUAUUUGGUAUACAUGUAAACAUACUCCAGAUAGCCAGAGAAUAUUUCGAUAAAUGGCUCAUGCGGCCGGCGCUGGGGGAUCUCCCCCUAUACAUUUGUUUUAAGAAGACUUUACAAGUCGUAGAGUAUUUCAAAAUAACCGAGUAUUUUAUUCCCCCGAUGCGUGUUGCAUUUUAAAAUUCAAAGUUUUGACAAAUGAGACAGACCCUAAGAUUCCUGGAAAAAUCCUCAUUGCAAGUCUCGCCUUAGCUUAUUUAAUGACAGUAUCCAAUCAAUAAAACUUAUGUCAACGAAGGAGAUCAAUGUGAAAACACAAAAUCGAUAGUACGGCAUCUGUACAUGCAUUGAUUAACUUUUAUUUGUCUUGAUAAAUUGUCAUAAUUUUGUCGUUCAACUUGGCCAUAAAUAAAUCAUUUUUGAUUUCCUAAACAAUGUAUUUUAAAACGACUUUCCUCUUUCAAGAAAUUCCAUCCAUUUUUGCUAAUUGAAUUUCAGGUUCAGUUUAUUUUUUGAAUAUCCGCAUAUUAUAUACUAGGUUAUAGCCUCAAUAGAUUCUAGAUGGUUGCCAAAAAUGAAUACCGUGUAUGUAUAUGGAUUAUUAGAAACAAAAUAAAAGGGUUCGACCAAAAUUUAACGAAAACCGCUAUGAAUUGUACCAUACUCUCACGAAUGUUUUAAUGAACGAUACGGUGAAAUAGGGUCGCAUAGGAAAAAUCAAAUUGUAAAUCAUAAACAAAACACAUUUUGAAAAUGUAAAGAUGUACAUAGCUUAUAGUGUAAGUAUCGUGAUAUUCCAUUGAAUGUAAAUAUAAUAAAAGAGUAAAAUGAUUUGAUGAUUAUAUGUCAUCAUAUUGUUAAUGUAUACAUCAUAUGAUAUAUAGUUUAGUAAUAAUACAACGUCAAAAAUGAAAACAAAAAAAAAAGCGAAAAAUCAUGUAAAAUAUAGUAGCAGAAAAAUAAAGAUUUUUAUAUUAAAUGGACGCUGAACUUUACAAAGCGUGGUCGUGGAACAAAAAUAUUCCGAUACACUCUGAGAUCCGAAAAUAUGAGAAAAAAGUUCAUAAGCUUUACAAGGUAACUGAAGCCGUUUUAAUCGUAUAUGAAUUCUCGCAACAAACCCUACACAAGAAACAAUAUACUUCUAACCUACUAUUAUUUUGUUGCUAUACACAAAAGUAUUUUAGAGCGGUGUCGCUAUCGAGUAUAUUUUAAAUAAAAUAUAAUUACGUUAGGUAAAGCAUCGGUGCUAAUAAAGUAUGCCAAAAUAAAAUGAUUUCACUGAUCAAUGCAGUAUGUAUCUUCAAUGAAUCACUUUUAAAAUAUGGUGAUAGAACCAAACUUUUUGAAAUAGCGUAACGUCUGAGCAUUUGUCUAAUAAGGGCGGAUGCAGAAGCAUAACGCCAAUGGGCUUUCAAAAAUUUUAAUUAUCUAACGAGCAACGCAUAUGUGAGUGCAUAAUCAACUAAGUCUGAUUAAAUUAUGUUUUAAUAUUUUGCUACAGUAUUUAUUAAAAAUUCGGAUUAAUUGCUGAGAUAUAUAAAGCAGUGUAAAAAGGCCACAUGUAUUGUUGAAUUUUAUGUUCGCUUUUUAUGAACUUUCACAAUACGUUUGAAGAUAAUAAUUUCUAUUUUAAACAAUUUUUCAGUUCUAUGGAAAUAUAACAUUUUAACGUUCGUUCUAACACAGUAGAUACGAGUGUAUUCAGACAACAGAAUUGCAAAUACAGAUCGUCCGAAAUACAAUGUCCAUGUUUAUACACAACGGAAAAUGAUUCGAUGGAAUAAAAAAAACUAUCUGAAUGAUUCGAGAAUAGUAGACAAGAGUGGUAAGGAAUUCUAAAAAAUACGAGUUCGACUUGCAGAGAAAAAUUCGAAUUUAAGAUCUGACAGUUUUAGAAAUAUCCAAUAAAAACAAAACUGCACAUGUGCGGAAAUUAUUUUGGCAUCAUUUUUAACAAGCAAGUAAUAAUAAUUAUAAAGAUAAAUUGAUGGUGGGUGAUGAACGAUAAGGCAUGUUUGAUUACAAAUCAAUUGUUGUAUGUAUGUAUAUAUAUUUAGUGAUACUCAAAUAUAGAAGAAAACAUUUGUAAUAAAA